AUGAAGCAGCUGGCGCCAGCGACUGAGACGGGGGUGCCCGCGCCGCGGAGUGCGACGAGCCCAGCUGGCUCUGUCCCCAGCCUCCUCGCGGAGCUCAGCGCCUUCGCGUCGAAGCUCACGGCGACGGAGGCCUCGGCCCUGAAGAGCCCGAUCCAGGCGCUGGUCACCACCAUCCAGAAGGUGCAGCAGCAGCAGGCCGCGGCGCAGCAGGAUCAGCAGCAGGGGAUGGCCAUUGACAACGUCGGAGCACCUGGUGCGCCUGCGCCUGCGACCCCAGCUGCCCCGCCCGCGGGGGCCGCCGCGGCGGGCGCGGCGCCCGACCCAGCCCCGCCGCCAGCCGAGACUGGCCGCCGCGGCGAGGGGCCUGGCGACGGCAAGGGCGACGGCACAGGGGACGCGGCAUGCUGGGGCAGAGACAGGAGUCCCCCAUCAGGGGCCUCCCAGCGGUGA
Messenger RNA from Prorocentrum cordatum, 450 nucleotides. NCBI's taxonomy places the organism in Eukaryota, Dinophyceae, Prorocentrales, Prorocentraceae. The record is from the annotation of a GenBank genome assembly.